CUCUAUAAUUUAUGAUUUAAAAAAAAUAAAUCCCUAUAUUUAAAGACGCAAGCACAAGAAAAUCGAAAGACAGAGACCAGAAUUAUACACUCCACCAUGAUGGGUUCAUCAUCAUCUCAUACAACCACAAUCCUCCGAAUCGCAGUUUUCCUACUCGUUUUCCCUCCCAUUCUCAGCAAUUUUCCUCCUAACCAAACACUCAUUUUCUCUCUCAAAACUCAACAUCUCUCUUACUCUUCUUCGACCAUCCAGCGCCUCUCUGCUUCAUCAUCUUCUUCCGACAAGCUCUCGUUCAGACACAAUGUCACUCUCACCGUCUCCCUCGCCGUCGGGUCGCCGCCACAGAGCAUCACGAUGGUUCUCGACACCGGAAGCGAGCUCUCAUGGCUUCACUGUAAAAAAGCUCCGAACUUGAGAUCCGUUUUCGACCCGAUUCGCUCUUCUUCGUAUUCACCCGUUCCCUGUUCCUCACCCGUUUGCACGACUCGGACCCGGGAUUUACCCAUACCCGCUUCGUGCGACACGAAUGCCAAUCUCUGCCACGUGGCAAUCUCCUAUGCCGAUGCUUCCUCCAUCGAAGGCAACCUGGCUCACGACACGUUCGUAGUCGGGUCCAAGACCCGACCCGGUACGGUUUUCGGCUGCAUGAAUUCCGGUUUCAGCUCGGAUUCUGAGGAGGACGCGAAAACCACCGGUUUAAUGGGCAUGAACCGGGGGUCGUUGUCGUUCGUUAACCAGAUGGGUCUCUCCAAAUUCUCGUACUGCAUCUCGGGUUUCGACUCGUCCGGUAUUUUGCUUCUCGGAGACGCGAGUUUCUCGUGGCUAGGGCCUCUCCAGUACACGCCACUGGUUCGGGAAACGACGCCGUUGCCGUACUUCGACCGGGUCGCAUACACGGUCCAAUUGGAAGGAAUCCGGGUCGGAUCGAAAAUGCUCCCUUUACCCAAAUCGGUAUUUGUACCGGAUCAUACCGGAGCCGGUCAGACGAUGGUUGAUUCCGGUACGCAAUUCACGUUCUUGCUGGGCCCGGUUUACAAAGCCCUGAGAAACGAGUUUCUCCAGCAAACCAAAUCCGUUCUGAGAGUCGUGGACGACCCGAACUUCGUGUUCCAAGGUGUCAUGGACCUCUGUUACCGGGUCGGACCGGGCCGGACCGAUUUCAACUCGUUACCCAAGGUGAGUUUGAUCUUCCGCGGCGCGGAGAUGAGCGUGUCGGGUCAGAAGCUCUUGUACCGAGUUCCCGGGUCCGAGUCGAGAGGGAGGGAUCAGGUGUACUGCUUCACGUUUGGGAACUCCGAUCUGUUGGGAAUAGAAGCGUUCGUGAUUGGUCAUCAUCAUCAACAGAACUUGUGGAUGGAGUUUGAUUUGGCGAAAUCAAGGGUUGGAUUUGCUGAGAUCAGGUGUGAUACAGCAAAUCAACGGCUCAGAUCGCUUGUUUAGAUUUUUUUUAUUUUCUGUAAUGCACACUUCGUA
Molecule: messenger RNA, 1473 nt
Organism: Tarenaya hassleriana
Lineage: Eukaryota; Viridiplantae; Streptophyta; Magnoliopsida; Brassicales; Cleomaceae
Product: aspartic proteinase PCS1
Exons: 1
Coding region: 97-1440 (447 amino acids)
Biological process (GO): proteolysis
Molecular function (GO): aspartic-type endopeptidase activity
Source: RefSeq, a predicted model, not a curated record